Paecilomyces variotii is the source of this 2118-nucleotide messenger RNA. RefSeq lists its product as hypothetical. Gene Ontology annotation, biological process: regulation of transcription by RNA polymerase II. Gene Ontology annotation, molecular function: DNA-binding transcription factor activity, RNA polymerase II-specific; RNA polymerase II cis-regulatory region sequence-specific DNA binding. Bases 176 to 1651 code for a protein of 491 amino acids. The transcript is spliced from 2 exons. The record is from RefSeq and is a predicted model, not a curated record. NCBI's taxonomy places the organism in Eukaryota, Fungi, Ascomycota, Eurotiomycetes, Eurotiales, Thermoascaceae.
UAUGAGCUGGCAUGUCGCGUUGCAAGCCCUAUUGAUGGAUUAGGCUCCAUGAGCCCUUGUGACAACUAUCUUCUUAUUCUUUGCAUUAUCUAUGACCCGCAAAUUCCUCCUUUUAGAAAGUCUCCUCAACGUACUUUUUCCUCCAUAAUCACGUCCCCUAUCAACUCUUGACAAUAUGGCUAUGCAGAGACAUCCAGGACUCAUUAUCAGAGAGCCAGAUCUUUCACUACGCAAAGGAGAAGUUAUAGAGAGGGAUGACGAAAUGGACUAUCCAGCCUCUUACAGUUUGCAGUACCAAGAUGUACUAGAAACUGGAGGAUAUCCAUUCCUGCAGACAACGUCCGCAUCCUUAGUGCACUUGGGACAACCUCUGACCACAAGCGCAUUACGCGAUUUUGAUUUAUAUUCAACAUCGCAUACUUGGACAACACCUGAUUUGGCCUCACAGCUACCAGAGCAGAUAUCGCUGCCCCUAUUAGAUGAUGUCGACUUCUGGCAAUCAGGAGCAGUGCAGAGAUCAGUGCUUGAAUCACCAGGAGAGACCAAUUUUCUAGCGACUGAUGCAUGCGGCGACUUCUCAAACAAUGGAGACGGUUAUAUGAAUUCCCCGUCUUCAACUCAGUCCUUUACGAACUCCCUAACUCGCCCUGAGCCAUGUCUUCAAAGUUUCGACCGCCUCGAUACCUUCCUCGAUCAAGGAUAUUAUCCAACAUCAACCGACUUCAUUCGGGAUGAAAAUAGCCACCUUGUCUUUCCGUCUGGGGCGAACAAGCGGCAGCGGGAACAUGUUGUCGCUCCGACCUCGCCUGCUCUUUCGACCUCCUCUCAUCUAUCUGUUGAGUUACAGAGUGUUGCCGGACCCCUUACAGUGGCCUCACAGGGCGCCCGGGAUGGUGACGAUGUGGACGUUAGCUCUAUUGAUAUGGAUGACGAUAGCGUCAAUGAACCAUAUUCGGCUCUUAUUUACAGAGCAUUGAUUUCGGCUCCGGGAAAGAAGUUACCGCUUCAAGGUAUCUACAGUUGGUUUGAAAAGAAUACAUCCAAAGGGAAAGAUCAGAAAUGCAAGGGAUGGCAGAAUAGCAUCCGUCAUAAUCUAUCGAUGAAUGCGGGAUUUGAAGCUAUCAAAGAGGAGACGGCAGCUGGAAAUAAGUCCGUUAACUACUGGAGACUGACAGAGGAGGCGAUCAGAUCCGGCCGCGUGGAAUCGACUACCCGAUAUAGAAAACAGGGAAAUCACAAGAAGUCAAUGAAGUCGGAUCAUCCUGCACCGCAACGCCAGCGCUCCGGGGCCAGAGGCGGGAGAGCUGCGAAGAUAUCUGCCAGGAGAAAACGUGCCAAGCAGGAAGAGCAAAAGAUUGAACUAUACCGCCAUCCACAGAGUGGAGCAACCAACAGUCUCCAAGACCAAGGUGGCCACGCUGCUACUGGUCAAUAUUUCGCACAUGCGGUAACCCCCAUAACCCCGUUGGCAGCUUCAUUCCCAGAAGUUUAUGGCAUGGAAAGUGUCAUGGGUUGCACGGAUGUCCCUCUGGACUCUCCUCUCUUCUACCAAGAUUCUGAGCCUGGAGCAGACCACAUUGCAUUCAAUACUGGAUUCCCCGACUUGACCGAAAUCUAUGGAGUUUCUAAUAACUUGAUACAGAGUUUGUAAUCAUGCGUCGGUUGGCUUGCUAUUGUUUUCUACUGCGAGGUUCUUUGAAUAGUUGUCUACAUUUUAUUCCUAGUUUCAAGCUUAUCUCCUUUCACAUCAUUAUUUGCCCCCUUAGACCUUCAUCCCUGUCCUUCUGUUUUUACCUGUCAUGACCCCAAGAGAAAGGAUUGUUGCAUAAUUAGGCGUGAUGUCCAUGCUCAUGCUGUUUACAUUUACUUGGGAUGUUUAAGCGUGGCGACGAUCAUGUCUUCGGUUGGAUUUUGGUUCAGACGUCUUAUGAGCUUAUGAUGUGACGACUGCACCCGAUGUCUCGUAUUUACUUGUACAAUAGUCAUAUCUAACCCAUCAUGAAUCUGGUCUAGUCCUCAGAUGCUUGGGUAUUGUAACAAUACAGCUGUAUACACCUGGAACGGGCUUCUGGAUGCCGCGUAGCCAUUAAUGGCCUCCAGUCAUUGCGGCAUUCUUAC